Molecule: messenger RNA, 2906 nt
Organism: Amphibalanus amphitrite
Lineage: Eukaryota; Metazoa; Arthropoda; Thecostraca; Balanomorpha; Balanidae
Gene: Nmdmc
Product: bifunctional methylenetetrahydrofolate dehydrogenase/cyclohydrolase, mitochondrial-like
Exons: 11
Coding region: 148-1137 (329 amino acids)
Biological process (GO): tetrahydrofolate interconversion
Cellular component (GO): mitochondrion
Molecular function (GO): methylenetetrahydrofolate dehydrogenase (NAD+) activity; methenyltetrahydrofolate cyclohydrolase activity; methylenetetrahydrofolate dehydrogenase (NADP+) activity
Source: RefSeq, a predicted model, not a curated record
GGCAUUAGCAAAGCGAAUUCUCAGGGGAUCAUAUGCUGAUGCCGCUGAUGCCAUUCAUUCAUUCAUUCAUUCCCUUUCGAUUCAGUCAUUCAUUUAAUUUCUGGCAGCAAGCGUGAGGUGAUAAACACGUGUGGAUUAUUACUUUCGAUGUCCCUCUGCAAGCUAAUGAUGAGAAGUGUCUUAAAGUCACUGAGGGCUUCAACAUUAUGUCGUUUGGAUCAUACACCCAGCAGAGGUGUGGCUUCUAUAAUUGAUGGCAAGAAAAUUGCAGAAGACAUUAAGAUGGAGAUCAAAGCUGAAAUAGAUCAGCUCACGAGUGGUGGCCAGCGUCAGCCACAUCUCAGCGUGGUUCUGGUCGGUGAUGAUCCCGCCUCGGCUGUCUACGUCAGGAACAAGAUCAACGCCUGUAAACGAGUGGGGAUCAACAGCGAGGCCAUUGUGAAGCCCUCGGCUACGUCUGAGACGGAACUUCUGGAUACGAUCAGCGCACUGAAUGAGAACCCCGGCGUCGACGGGAUUCUCGUACAGCUGCCGGUGCCGGAACACAUGAACGAGCGUGUCAUCUGUAACGCCAUUCAUCCGAGCAAAGACGUGGACGGCUUUCAUGUCGUCAAUGUCGGCAGGUUCGUACAGGACAUGGAUUGCCUGAUGCCCUGUACACCGCUCGGGGUUCAACAGCUCAUCAUCAGAUCAGGAGUUGAGACGUUUGGCAAGAACGCCGUGGUGUGCGGACGGUCCAAGAAUGUCGGGAUGCCAAUCGCCAUGUUGCUACAUGCGGACGGAGAAGGUGAUACGAACGCGUUUGACGCCACGACCACGCUAUGCCACCGAUACACCCCGCCGGAGCAGCUGAGGAGGUUCGUCCAAACGGCAGACAUCGUGGUCACUGCUGCAGGAGUCGUUAACCUGAUCACGGCCGACAUGGUAAAACCCGGCUGCUGCGUUAUCGACGUUGGUAUUAACCGCAUCGUCGGUCCGAACGGCAAGCCCCAGAUCGUCGGAGAUGUGGACUUUGAAGGAGUCCGCCAGGUGGCAGGUCACAUCACACCCGUACCCGGUGGUGUGGGUCCGAUGACUGUAGCCAUGCUCAUGAAGAACACUCUCAGAGCCUACAAGAAGGAAGUCAACGAGUUUUAACAGUAGCGAGUGGGUGUUUAUAGCAACGAAAAGGCUCAACAUUUAGAAACAUUUUUGAAGGAAUUCUUGGGGAGUGGGGAUAUAUCCAAAACGAUGAGGUAAAGUGCCAUUUGGAUGUCAUAGACAUCAACCACAACGCCUCCUCAUGUUGCAAGACACAAGUCAAUAACUCUCAACAACACAUGACUUCCAUUGCAGAUGCAAUAUGACCUCCGCAUUUGGAUAAAUAUUUCAUUAUCAUAUUCUGGUUGAUGCUUUUUGGAUGUGUGCAUCAUUGGACAUUCUUCUUUGGCUGGUCGUCGGCUCGGUGUUAGCAAUCAAUUGAUAGCACUAUGUUUAUUGUUUAUUCGCCGUCAAACCGUCAAGCCAUUUGAUGGUUCUCAAAAUAGCUGGUGAAACUGAACUACUUAAAAUGUCGUACCUACUGCAUGGCUUUGAACUUCAUCAGUUUGCGCCGUUAACGAACGAUACCCGCUGAAUUAUUUUCCAUCCCUUUGCUAAUGAAAUGAUGAAAUGAAAUGAGCUUAAGACAUUGUGCUACAAAUUUGUAUACGCUAUGGAAGUGUGUAUUUAUGUAACUCUUGCCCACACAUGCAGAUAUAGACGUACUUUGCACUCCACUUCUAAAAACCACAGUGUAACCCUCACUAACACAGGUUGUGUCUAUCGGUAUCAACCGUUACCAAAGACUCGAACAUGUUUUGUGUUGUAGGCAAUGGUAUGACUGCCAAUUUUUUUUUUUCGAACAACUUCUGUUUUGUGUCUCAUAACUUUUAAGAUGUGCUUUGCGGUUUGUGUGGCAGCUGUCAUCUCCGAAGGACAUGGUUUGAGGAUGCAGUUUUUUGUGCUCAAUGCUAGAUGUUGAUUGUUUUCCUGUGAUUUUAUUCGAUAAAACGUCUCUUUUUUAACCCACGAGUCACAAUAUGCGAUAUUGUGUGAUAUCAAUUCCUUGAGUUUGGAUGUUUUGAUAUUGUUUUGAGCGAUUCUGGUGCAGAAUCAAAAACCUUCCAUGGCGAGGACCUUACAAUUGAGCUUGUACGAACCCGGGGUUCUUCUCAGGCUGAGAAGCUUGGAGCCUGGGUACACUCCAAGUGGUUAUCUCAUAUUAUCGGUGAAAGAAUCUCCUGAGGUUGGGGUGGGAUAUGGGUCCUGCUGCCUACCGCGCUUGCGCGGGUGGCGUUGGUGUCUGGUAAAGUUUUGUGAUAUAUGUAACCAUUUAACUGGAAGAUGGGGUGACGGUGGACAAACAGGUGUGUUUGGUUGGGUUUGUGGCGGCACUCGAUGUUUGGGAUGUGGUAUUUGUGUUGAUAUGAUUACCAACUGGUAACACAAUGUGACCAAUGCUAACCUAGAGGUGCACCCUUCAUACUGUAUCACGGUAAAUCCCCUCAUUGGGGAUGCCUGUUUGUAUAUGUUCACUUGCUUGUGUAUUCAUCUGAGGGUAACCCAUUUUGCACCUCAAUUUUCCCGUUUGCUGACCAGCAGAAACACAUUGUAAUGCAACGUGUGUGCCCCCUGCCCUGUGUUGUCGAGUUUAAAACACAAAUGUAAUGGAGCAUGGAACACAAUUUUCUAUUGAUGCAUAAACAAAGUGCAGCUAGAAAGUGAGUGACAUGUGAUUAUCUGAAACACCUUUUCAGGCCAUGCUGUAUGUAAUGUUGUGUGUUCUUUUUAGCAGCCUGGUCUUCCAUGCCUACCUAUACGGGUUACCCCAAGUGAUGAUGCGUGGAACCCCCUUGACCAUUGCUGAAAUAUAUGUGGCAAAAUAA